CCCUGUGCAAACCAUAUUGAGCGCGCUGGGCAUUCUGGGAGUACACAAUAGUUUCAAGAUGGCGGCGAGCAGGAGGCUGAUCAAGGAACUUGAUGAGAUUCGCAAAGCUGGACUAAAAAAUUUCAGAAACAUCCAAGUGGAAGAAUCAAACCUAUUGUCAUGGCAAGGACUCAUCGUUCCUGACAACCCACCCUAUGACAAAGGGGCAUUCCGAAUUGAAAUCAUUUUCCCUACCGAGUACCCAUUCAAACCCCCCAAGAUCACAUUCAAAACUCGCAUCUACCACCCCAACAUCGAUGAGAAGGGCCAAGUAUGUCUGCCCGUCAUCAGCGCGGAGAACUGGAAACCUGCCACCAGAACUGACCAAGUAAUCCAGGCCCUGAUCGCUUUGGUGAACGACCCGCAGCCAGAACACCCCCUCCGGGCAGACCUCGCAGAAGAAUACUCAAAGGACCGUAAAAAAUUUCUGAAGAACGCAGAAGAGCAUACAAAGAAAUAUGGAGAGAAGCGACCAAUGGACUGAUGCUCUGAUUCCCUCUCUCUUUCUCCCUCUCCUCCAUCUUUCACGCCCGACCAAAAAAUUACAAACCUCCUUACGCUCCUUCACUCCACCCCUAAACCAAUAAACCCCGCCCCCAGUCCAACGCCCUGAUACUCUCUGGACCAGAUACACUCUGCUUUUCUCCUUCCUUUUGGCCAUUCUGAAUUAACUUUGUUUUCUUAAAGCAAAAAAAAAAAGUAAGCAGUGUUCAGAUGAGAAAUUUGUAAUAUUUCUGUUGUAAUUUCCUCCAUAUAUAUAAGAGUUCUGUUGAAUAGCUCUGAUGUAAACUUAUUUUGAGCUGAUAAAACAGGUUGUUUACCCGAGCUUGUUUUGGCCAUUUGUUCAGAAAGUUGGCUAAAAGUUGAAGGGGUCGUAGAUGGAGCCUUGAGGAACACCGGAGUAGAUUUGCACUGAAUUUGUCACGUAUACAUAAAUUUAUUU
Molecule: messenger RNA, 982 nt
Organism: Periophthalmus magnuspinnatus
Lineage: Eukaryota; Metazoa; Chordata; Actinopteri; Gobiiformes; Gobiidae
Gene: ube2l3b
Product: ubiquitin-conjugating enzyme E2L 3b
Exons: 4
Coding region: 59-523 (154 amino acids)
Source: RefSeq, a predicted model, not a curated record